AGGAAGUGAACACUACCGGAUUUCGCUUCCCUCUCUAAACUUGUAUUUAUAUACACAACGUUGCUCUUUGCGUCGGAAAGGGGAACUUGCAGCUGCCGAGAGCCGAACCGACGCAACGACACCGGAGGGCGUCUCGUGUUACCGCGAAGCAACACGAUGGAUGCAGAAGAUCAAGACGCGUUGGUCAGGGACGCUGAUCAGCCUGUAGAACCUCCCAAAGGCGUCAUAAAUGAACUGCUGAACGUGGGACAAGACGACAAACUGCAAGGCCAGAUGGAGGAGUUCCUCGGCCCGCAGGCAGAGUACAACGAGGAUGAGGAGGAGAGGAAGUACUACAGGAGGAAGAGGCUCGGUGUCAUCAAGAAUGUGCUCGCAGCCAGUGUUGGAGCCAUGAUUGUGUACAGUGUGUACAUGGGCCUACUGCAGAUGCAGCUGAUCCUCCAUUAUGACAUGACCUACCGCGAGGUGAAGUACAGCAACCUCGGGCUGGAGGACAUCGAUCGCAAGAUGCUGAUGGGCAUCAAUGUAACUCCCAUCAUGGGCCUGCUGUACACCCCUGUACUUAUUAGGUUUUUAGGCACAAAGUGGAUGAUGUUCCUGGCUUCAGGAAUCUACGCGCUCUUCGUCUCGACCAAUUACUGGGAGCGGUACUACACCUUGGUUCCAUCCGCCGUGGCCAUCGGCGUGGCCAUUGUGCCGCUCUGGGCCUCGCUGGGGAAUUAUAUCACAAGGAUGGCGCAGCAGUACUACGAGUACGUCAACUACAAGGAAGACCACGUGCAGGAGCAGAAGAAGCUCCCCAAGGGAGCGUGCCACAAAUACAUCAUCGUCUUCCAGUCGGUCUUCUACAUCGUCUUCCACCUGAGUUUUGUCUUCGCGCAGUUCCCCAUGCGCUUCGUCCUCAACGGCACCCUGCACGAUGACGAGCACGUUCUCUAUAAUGUCCACUCCUGCGGAGCAAACAUUAGUGGGGUGAUCCCCGGCUUCAACACCACUGUGCUGAAGAACCUGCCUCGCUCCAUGCUGCUCAUCCACGUGGAGAGUGUCCUCAUGGGCUUCGCCUUCCUCGCCAUGGUCAUCUUCCUUGCGCUCUGUGGAGCCGCCUACCGCCCGACGGAGGAAAUCGACCUGCGCAGUAUUGGCUGGGGAAACAUCUUCCAGCUGCCUUUCAAACACCUUCGAGAUUACCGCCUGCGACUGCUCUGCCCCUUCUUCAUCUACAGCGGCUUUGAAAUGUUGUUUGCUGUCACAGGAUUUUCCCUGUCCUAUGGCGUCUGCGUUUUGGGCCUGAGGAAGCUGUGGCUCCUCAUCAUGGUCUAUGGCCUCUCCUGCUCCGUCUUCUCCUCCCUCUCCCUCUGCCUGCUGCGCCUCCCGCGCUGGGUGUGUCUGAUGGGCGGCGCGGCUGUGCACGCGGUGCUGCUGGUGGUGCUCCUGGUGUUCUCUCCACCUCCUAAGAGCCCAGAGUAUCUGGGCGCCCUGCUGGUGAUCUCUGUGCUGUGGGGACUCGGCACAGCGCUGAACAAGACGGGCGUCAGCACUCUGCUCGGUAUGCUCUACGCUGAGGAGAAAGAGCGGCUGGACUUUGUCUUCACCAUCUAUCACUGGUGGCAGGCCAUCGCCAUCUUCAUCGUCUACCUGUGGUCCCACCUGCCAAUGAGGGCGAAACUCUCCAUCCUGUUGGCCACUUUAUUGGUGGCCUGCUGCUGUUAUUGGGUGAUGGAGCGUCGGCUCGCCCGUAAAGUGCCUUACAGGCUGCCUCGCAUCCCGCGGCCGCGGCACAAGGUUAAAGGUUACCGCUACCUUGAGGAGGACAACUCAGAUGAGUCGGACUCUGAGAGAAGUGAGGAUGAUGACAAAGAGGAGGAGGAGGAGGAGGACGAAGAGCAUGUGGCGGAGGAGAUGGGAGCAGAGGACAGGAGGGAAGAAGGCCAAGACGAUGGGGUCCAGGGAGUUGACUCACCCGAAGCCAGGAGGAGAGGGGCCGAGGGCCACAGACGGGAGGACGCCCAUGUGAAGGACGGAGUGAGGGAAGAGCGGGAGGGAGGAUGAGAGAGGAGACAAAGGACAAUGAACGAGGGAAGUUUUUGGACUGAUUAAAGGAUUUCUUUUCUGGCACAAGCGUUGAUAAAUGAGUUAUGAGUAAUUAUCCAUUCCACUAUAAUUACAACAGUGAUUCAGAAGAUACGGUCCACAAUUUGUAAGUGCUAUAUUUAUAUUCAACAAUAGGUAUAUCCAUUUUAAAAGGGAUAAACUGCUCACUGGAUUGAAAAAAUAAAAUAACUGCAACACUUUUGUUGUGGCAGCUGUUCUAAUCAUAGAGGUCACAGCAGCGGCUUUAUCAAGAAAAAAACUUUCUCUUCAAACACAAUUGAGUUUCAUUUUAAUUGGACUUCACUGAAAAGAAACCUCAAAGCAACAGAAAAGGGAAUGAGGUAUUGAUUUUCUUAGCGUGUCCUGAGCGUGAGGUGCGUUUGGAUGGAGUCAUAUUUAGCCUGCUGGACGUGAGACGCAUAAGUAGUCUUUGCCACUUCCAACAACUAUUUCAACUUGCUCUGGGUGGAAUCCCACCUGACUUUUCAAUCAACCAAUGUCAAUGCUGCUUGAUUUGUAUUUUAUGUGUGCAGGUUUCCUGAUUUCCCUGAUGUUGCAUUGUUACCUGUUCAUUUAUGUAAUGUCAUUUUACUGACUUAAACAGUGUGGAACCUGAAAA
Molecule: messenger RNA, 2710 nt
Organism: Gasterosteus aculeatus aculeatus (three-spined stickleback)
Lineage: Eukaryota; Metazoa; Chordata; Actinopteri; Perciformes; Gasterosteidae
Product: protein unc-93 homolog B1
Biological process (GO): intracellular protein transport; toll-like receptor 7 signaling pathway; toll-like receptor signaling pathway
Cellular component (GO): endosome; lysosome
Molecular function (GO): Toll-like receptor binding
Source: RefSeq, a predicted model, not a curated record